CUCUUUUUGCACUUGAUUUCGAUUCACAAACAAGAAUAUGGCUGAAGCUUUCCUUAAUGUUCUGCUCGAGAAUUUGAAUUCUCUGGUUCAGAGGAGAAUUGGGUUGCUUCUGGGUAUCGAUAAAGAGAUUCAGAAGUUCACCAGCACUCUCUCAACAAUCUCUGCAGUUCUCGAAGAUGCCGAGGAAAAGCAGUUAACUGACCGCUCCAUCAAGAACUGGCUUCAGAAACUCACCGAUGUUUCUUUUCAGUUGGACGAUGUUUUGGAUGAUUGCGAAAAGGAGGCUUUCCGGUUGGGGUAUGAAGAAGAAAAGAAGAAAUGGAAUCAAAAGGUACGGUCUUCUUUGUCUUGUUUCAAUCCUAUGAAUGUUCUGUUUCGUUAUAAGAUUGCAAACAAGAUGAAAGAGAUUGGUGAUAGACUUGACCAAAUUGCUAGUGAGAGAAUGAAUUUUCACUUGAGGGAGACUGUCGGGGAGAGGAGAGAGAAAUUUGGUUUGAGAGAGAGAAGACAAACUGGCUCCAUUGUUACUGAGCCACAUGUGUACGGAAGAGAAGAAGAUAAGGAAAAGAUUGUUGGGUUUUUGUUAAAUGAUGAAAGGAAUUGUGAGGAUCUUUCGAUCUAUUCUAUUGUUGGUUUAGGAGGCAUGGGAAAGACAACUCUUGCUCAGUUGGCGUUCAAUGAUGAGAGGGUUGAUAAGCAUUUUGAGGUUAAGAUGUGGGUUUGUGUUUCGGAGGAUUUCGAUGUGAAGAGAUUGGUGAAAGCGAUUAUCGAGUCUGCUACUAAAACCGGUUGUGAAGCAUUGGACAUGGAUCCUCUUCAGAGACGACUUCAAGACAUUCUUAAGAGGAAAAGGUUUUUGCUUGUUUUGGACGAUGUGUGGAAUGAAGAUCAAGAGCAGUGGGACAAGCUGAAGUAUGUAUUGGCUUGUGGAUCAAAUGGAGCUUCUAUUGUUGUUACUACUCGUCUGAAAAAGGUUGCAUCUUUCAUGGGAACGGUCCCAAUGCAUUACUUGUCGGGUUUAUCUGAAUAUGAUUGCUGGUUAUUGUUCAAGCAACGUGCGUUUGCUAACCAAAGAGAAGAACUGCCUAAUCUUGUGAAAAUUGGGAAGGAGAUAGUGAGGAAGUGCAAGGGAGUGCCGCUCGCCGCAAAGGCUUUAGGAGGCUUAAUGCGCUUCAAAACAGAGGAACAUGAGUGGCUCUCUGUUAUGCAAAGUGAAUUUUGGAACUUACCACAAGACGAGAGCUCCAUAUUGCCUGCUUUAAGAUUAAGCUACUUUAAUCUUCCGAUAGAGCAAAGACGAUGCUUUGCUUACUGUGCUGUAUUUCCCAAGGAUUAUAAAAUUGGAAAGGAACGGCUAAUUCAUCUUUGGAUGGCUAAUGGGCUGAUUUCUUCCAAGAGAGGACUUGAUGCAGAAGAUAUUGGUGACGAGAUACUCGAUGAACUAUAUUGGCGAUCAUUCAUCCAAGACAUUGUGAAAGAUAGUUUUGAUGACAUUUCCUCUUUCAGGAUGCAUGAUUUAGUUCAUGAUCUAGCUCAAUCCAUCGUGGAGGAUGAAUGUCGCAUUGUGGAGGUCGAUGACAAUACACAUCUUAUUAACUUGUCAAAAAGAGUUCGUCAUUUGACUUUGUCGACGUCACGGGAAAAAAUUAUCGACAUACCAUGCGCCGAGUCCUUACGGACUUUCAUGGUAUUGAGCGAUGGAACAUUCUAUGGUGAUUAUAACUUGAAGUUUUCCUCUUUACGAGCUUUUGAUGCUAAGUAUAUUUGGCUAUCAACGCCCUUACCAGCUUUGCUUAGCAAUUUGAAGCACUUACGCAAUUUGAAGCACUUAUGCAAUUUGAAGCACUUGCGGUAUUUGAAUCUUUCAAACAGUGACAUUGAAAUCCUUCCGGGGUCGGUCUGUUCCCUAAACCAUUUGUUGACUUUGGAUCUAAGCUUUUGUUAUUCUCUUCAUAAGCUACCCAAGCGCAUAAGUCACUUGAAAAGUCUUCGUCAUCUUUACAUUCAUGGCUGCCGUAAGUUAUCUCAUAUGCCUCCACACAUUGGGCGACUAACUUGCUUAAAGACUUUGACAGCAUUUAUUGUGAAUCAAAGAAAGGGUUGUCACUUGGAUGAGUUACACCGCUUGAAUAUCGGAGGUUUUCUACGCAUCAACAACCUUGAGGAAGUGGGAAGUCCAAUGGAAGCAAUCUCUACCAAUUUGUCUGCGAAAAGGAACCUCAAAGAAUUGGAAUUGGCUUGGAGUACAAAUGAAAAUGAAUCUCAGGACAAAGCUGAACAGGUACUCGAAGCCCUUGCUCCUUCUCCGAAUUUGAAAAGCUUGAGCAUUUUAAAUUAUAAUGGUAUCCAUUUCCCAUAUUGGUUCAGUGAUGAAAUUCUUGGAAAUCUAGUU
Messenger RNA from Morus notabilis, 2392 nucleotides. Its product is annotated as putative disease resistance protein RGA3. Gene Ontology annotation, biological process: defense response to other organism. The record is from RefSeq and is a predicted model, not a curated record. The annotation marks the transcript as partial. NCBI's taxonomy places the organism in Eukaryota, Viridiplantae, Streptophyta, Magnoliopsida, Rosales, Moraceae. The transcript has a single exon. Gene Ontology annotation, molecular function: ADP binding.